Molecule: messenger RNA, 607 nt
Organism: Scylla paramamosain (green mud crab)
Lineage: Eukaryota; Metazoa; Arthropoda; Malacostraca; Decapoda; Portunidae
Gene: UQCR-Q
Product: cytochrome b-c1 complex subunit 8-like
Exons: 3
Coding region: 153-401 (82 amino acids)
Biological process (GO): mitochondrial electron transport, ubiquinol to cytochrome c
Source: RefSeq, a predicted model, not a curated record
AAUUGAGAAAAUAAGCACCAAAACACCUUACUACAUAACAUACUUUCAAGUAAGUCAAAUAUUAUCUUAUUGAUUAAAAAAUAUAUCUAAAAGACUAUAGACUCUCGCUAGCAGACGAUCAGCUGGGCAGUGACGCAACACACGCCGCAAAGAUGGGUAAGGGUUUCGGAGAGCUGGCCUACGUGAGGGGGAUCAUCAAGUACUCCCUCUCCCCCUUUGAGCAGAGAGCUUUUGCCGGUGCCAUUACCAGCGGCGUGCCCAACAUGUUCAGGAGGUUCCGGUCACAGGUCCUCCGCAUUGCCCCUCCCUUCAUCAUAGCCUACAUGGUCUACUCAUCCGUGGAGGCAGCUCACGACAAGACCAUGAGGAAGAACCCGGCUGACUUCGAGAACGAUGAGUAAAGAUGAAGACCAGCCAUGUUUUGGUGACUUGUGUAAAGAAUAAGGUAAAAUUGUAUAGAGAAAUUAAUUUGUACAUAUUUCCAGCCUCAGUUUUCUCUUUUUUUGUAAUGUUUUUAUGGUAGCAAUAUUUAUGUCCAUCCAAUGAUGAAGGUUAAGAUAAUUUAUCGUGUACUUUAUCAUGUUGCUCCAUAAAUUAUUGUCGUACA